This is a messenger RNA of Mytilus trossulus (common blue mussel), 1686 nucleotides long. RefSeq names its product retinal homeobox protein Rax-like. NCBI's taxonomy places the organism in Eukaryota, Metazoa, Mollusca, Bivalvia, Mytilida, Mytilidae. The coding region runs from base 668 to 1594 and encodes 308 amino acids. The record is from RefSeq and is a predicted model, not a curated record. The transcript has 6 exons. Gene Ontology annotation, molecular function: RNA polymerase II transcription regulatory region sequence-specific DNA binding; DNA-binding transcription factor activity, RNA polymerase II-specific. Gene Ontology annotation, biological process: regulation of transcription by RNA polymerase II.
AAUAAUUUCUUUCAACCACAUGCAAGGGGUCGUCACAGUAUGAAACUGAAGAAUCAUAACACCUUGUAAAAAGCAGUGUUGGAUAGCUUAUUCAAUUGCAUUUCAGGAGGAGACCAUGUCAGUGGGUCGAGGCAAAUUUCAUUUGAAAUGGAUCGUUUUCAUUUGACUUGAUAAAAGUUCAAACAAAUUUACAUUUGUAUAGUUUCUGCAAUUAUAAAAUUACAAGCGCAAAAACGCAAAACAGUAUUAGUUUCUUUAAGGACGCCAAAAGGAAUAUAAUACCAUGAAAAAUUCCACAUCGGUGAUAUAUUUCCUGACCAAUACAAAAGACAAAUAAUUAACAAGCGUACAAUAUCUCAAGGAGAAGAACUUCCAUCACAGACGAAACCUUGUAAAUUUAACGAACUCUAGCAUUAUCAAUUUUACAAAACCAUAGUAGUUCACCAUGCCCUGAUAUCUAGAUGUUGUUAUCUUGCCAAUUACCGAACAACACAAAAAGUCCUUGUGAUUGGUUAAAAAAAAUCUAAAAAAUAUCGUUAAGAUGCCCUAAAAAUUAACUUUUAUAUCAAACUCAGUUACAGUCACUUAGCCAAAAUCAAAUCUGUCGCCAAGAAGUAAAUUUUAUUUAAAGCGCCUUUCUAUUACGAAAACAUUGAACCGCACUGUAAUGGAAAAACGUCAAUUAAAUGUCUCGACUAAUUGCGACAAGAACAAUGCGUUUUCUUUACCGUCUGCUGUAAACACAUUAGACCUACGCCGAUACAGCAUUAAUGGUAUUCUUAGCACAGAAACAGAAGGGAACCUUACAGAUGGUCAGACAUUGAACGACUCGGAUGGUAAUACUGCUAGCUUUGCAGACAGAUUUAUCGAUUACAACAACACCUCAUCUGAAAUACAAAAGACAACAGAAUGUUCGGCAUACAGUUCGUCUAAACAUCUGGCACCAACCUACCAUACUCUUAAUCAGGAAGAUAAUAGCGCAACUCGUCAAAUAGAUGUGGGUCCUACUGGAAAGAGAAAACAGCGUCGUUAUAGAACAACGUUUACAAGUUUCCAACUAGAAGAACUGGAGAAAGCUUUCCACAAAACACAUUAUCCUGACGUGUUUUACAGAGAAGAGCUAGCCAUGAAGAUAGAUCUUACAGAGGCCAGGGUUCAGGUUUGGUUUCAAAACAGAAGAGCAAAAUGGCGAAAACACCAGAAACUUCUCGAGAGAGACCAAGGAUUAAACCAGUCAGUAAUGCCAACAACGAGAAAAGCAGAAAGGUCAGCGGUUAUUCGUGGCAAUUCGGCAUCUACACUUACCCAACUCUCAAAUGUGCCACCACUGCCUCUUUCUGGGAUGUAUUUCCAUGGGAACAUGGAAUGGUCAAGGUCAUUUGGCAGUAGCUUAACAAACCAAAUGCCUUCUUAUCUCCAUGGAGGCUUUAGGUAUGACAGAAGACAACCACAAAAUGGAGGUGUAUCACUACCUCAAUGUAAUGACUUUCAAUAUUCGGCAGCUAAUAGAGGUCUAGAUGGACUGUCUCCUACACAAGGAUUAACACAGCUUAGACUAAGAGCUAAAGAACAUUCAAUAACCAUGACACAAUAGAAUGGCAGUUAUAUGAUAAGCAGGACUAGGUAGCUGACUACAGGUUAUACAUUGAGGACAUUUGAUAGACAACUGCAUGUUUAACUCUUAGU